UGGCAGGGCUCCAGAGGGCGAGGCUUUGAUGGACACUCCCCAGUGGCAGGUCCUGGGAAGCUAACUUGCGAGUGGCACUUGUUAAGUGCUGUCCGAGAAUCGUCCAGGUCUUUAGGCUCCCUCGAGGUGUUUAGCCACUGCUGGAAAGUCCAAGCUAAAGAUGCCGGUGAUGAAUCACCUCAGAGUGAUUCUGCGAGCGUCUCCCUGUACAUUGCUGUGGAGAAGCUUCCAGGUUCCAAGGUCCAUGCCAGUGAGGUCCUGCAGUCUUUACACCUGCACUUACAGAACCCGGAACCGAGCCUUACCUCCACUCUGGGAGAACUUGGACCUUGUUCCUGCGGGUGAUCGGCAGUCACCCAUCAACAUCCGAUGGAGGGACAGUGUUUAUGACCCUGGCUUAAAACCACUCACUCUCUCUUACGACCCGGCCACCUGCCUCCACAUCUGGAAUAAUGGGUACUCUUUCCUCGUGGAAUUUGAAGAUUCUACAGAUAAAUCAGUGAUUGAGGGAGGACCCCUGGAACACAACUACCGACUGAAGCAGUUUCAUUUUCACUGGGGGGCCAUUGAUGCCUGGGGUUCUGAGCACACUGUGGACAGCAAAUGCUACCCAGCAGAGCUGCACUUGGUACAUUGGAAUGCAGUCAAAUUUGAAAGCUUUGAGGAUGCAGCACUGGAAGAAAAUGGUUUGGCUGUGAUAGGUGUAUUUUUAAAGCUAGGCAAACAUCAUGAAGAACUACAGAAACUGGUGGACACUUUGCCAUCAAUUAAGCACAAGGACACCCUGGUGGAAUUUGGAUCUUUUGACCCUUCCUGUCUGAUGCCUACUUGCCCAGAUUAUUGGACCUACUCCGGGUCUCUCACUACACCACCCCUCUCAGAGUCCGUUACCUGGAUCAUUAAGAAGCAGCCAGUAGAGGUUGAUCGUGAUCAGCUUGAGCAGUUUCGGACCCUGCUUGUCACUUCUGAGGGGGAGAAAGAGAAAAGAAUGGUGGACAACUUUCGCCCACUUCAGCCACUGAUGAACCGUACUGUCCGCUCAUCCUUCCGCCAUGAUUAUGUGCUCAAUAUACAAGCGAAACCCAAGCCAGCAGCCAGCCAAGUCACCCCCUAAGAUGUUCAUACUUAGGCAGCAUCUUUCUUUAAUGCGUAUUAGCUUAAAAUCUUAACUAGAUUAUUUUAAAAUGCUGCACUUAAUACUUACAUUUAUACAUUUAUGUUUUUUUUCCUUCCUUUGUUGUAACAACAUUUCAAAACUCUUAUCCUUGUAAAGCAAAGACAGGAAGACAAAACAAUAAAAACAAAAACCCCAAACCAAAUAAUAUCAGGUUACCUGUAGAUGUAACCAACCGUCUUAUUAAAUAAGAAACACAGAGCCAAUGCAAAGACGAAAGCCAAGAGAUCAGAGCUAAGAGCCUUACCCGCCUGCUGCAGCUAGCCUCUUCAGCCAAGAGACCUCUCCGAAAGAGACCUACUUUCUGUCU
This is a messenger RNA of Peromyscus eremicus (cactus mouse), 1484 nucleotides long. RefSeq names its product carbonic anhydrase 5B (gene Ca5b). Gene Ontology annotation, cellular component: cytoplasm; mitochondrion. Bases 161 to 1114 code for a protein of 317 amino acids. Gene Ontology annotation, molecular function: carbonate dehydratase activity; zinc ion binding. The transcript is spliced from 8 exons. Lineage: Eukaryota; Metazoa; Chordata; Mammalia; Rodentia; Cricetidae. The record is from RefSeq and is a predicted model, not a curated record.